Messenger RNA from Cyprinodon variegatus (sheepshead minnow), 2921 nucleotides. RefSeq names its product autoimmune regulator (gene aire). Gene Ontology annotation, biological process: regulation of transcription by RNA polymerase II; humoral immune response. Gene Ontology annotation, molecular function: DNA-binding transcription factor activity, RNA polymerase II-specific; translation regulator activity; DNA binding. The record is from RefSeq and is a predicted model, not a curated record. Gene Ontology annotation, cellular component: cytoplasm; nucleus. Bases 408 to 1880 code for a protein of 490 amino acids. The transcript has 13 exons. Lineage: Eukaryota; Metazoa; Chordata; Actinopteri; Cyprinodontiformes; Cyprinodontidae.
AGAACCUUUUAGAGGAAAACUCUGAUUGCGACAGAGCAUGUCACCUGACCACGCUCUGCAGACGGAGGAGGACAGGUAUUCCCCUGGUUAAAGUCAGUUAGUGUCGUUAGUGGAUAAAAACUCCACAGAAAUCUAAAGAACUCUUCUUCUGACUCUCUAAGGUCUGUCUCUUGGUCUCAUAGGGUCCUCGGUUGUACUUAAACAGUGACAUGCAAAUGGUUAUGCAUUUACAGAAACAGGGGAAAUAGUAUAAGAUGCACAAUUUAUCUUGGUCUUCUUAAAGAGUGCUCAUUUUGAGAAUUACCUUACAUGAGAAGGACACACCUCCUGGGCCCAGGGUGCUAGAUGUACGGUCUCAGGCCUGGUCCACUCCUCACUUGAGUUCUUGUUUACACUUAAAUCGGAUCAUGUCCAGAGUGGAGGUCUUCAGGGACGACACCCUUCACGCUCUGCUCCGCGAGCUGCGUACUGACAUAGCAAUGGCUGUGGAUGACCCUUUCCCAAUCGUUUACGGCUUAGCAGACAAAAACAUCAUCACUGAACAACAGCUGCAGGAUACUCUUAAGAAGGAAGGUAGUGAGGGGAUUCACAAAGCCAUGUAUUCUCUCCUGUCAUGGCUUUUGGAGCAAAGCAGACAAACACUUCAGUCUUUCUGGAGCAACUUAUCCAAGGACUACAAUAUGGACAGCUACCCAAAACUGAAGACCCUUCUGACUAACUUGAAUACCAGACAGGAAGGUCCAAGGACCAAAACCGAAAACAGGUCCUCUGGAGGAGGCAAAGCUUCUCACAGCAAGAAGAGGAGCCGUAAGGAAGGGGGGACAGCGUCCCAGCACUCAGAGUACCAUGCCAAAACAAGUGAUGGCACAGUGAAUAAAGUCAGGCUAUACAGAGUGAAGAGUGAAGCUCAAGCCAUGCAGCUGCCAACUGGAAAUAGUCUGCAGGUGGUAUCUCCUUCUGUUCAGGAAGGGGUAGCCCGUUCCUCUUUUUCAUCUUCCUCCUCGUCAGAUCAGCCAUUAAGCCAGGAUAAAAAAGAAAGCAUGCAAAUCAAACAGGAAUAUACUGCAGUGGAUGGGCAGACCAGAGAGUGCUUUAAAGAGAAGUCUAAUGAAGAAAGGUCCAAAUCUGCCAGUGCCAAGUUUAUCCACCAGGGGGAAACAAACACAAUCAUGAUACACUCUAAUGAUGAUGAGUGUGCGGUGUGUAAGGAUGGUGGGGAGUUGAUUUGCUGUGAUUGGUGUCCUCGGGCCUUUCAUUUGACCUGCCUCAACCCUCCACUCACUUCAAUACCCAGUGGCUCUUGGAAGUGUGAGGGGUGCUAUGGGCUUAGAGUUAAAAAAGAAACUUCUGUACAGCCUGUAGAGGUUCUCCCCUCCCAGCCUCAGCAAACAAGCAUAAACCUUAAUAACUCCAACUUAGACAACCCAUUCAUCUCAUUAUCAUCCUCCCUCACAAGUGUCACUCCCUCAAUCAAGGUGUCGAAUGGCAAAAAACAGUGCUCAGGUGGUGAUCUGGUUGCUGUGAGGGAGGUGUGUGGUGUUUGCUACCUCGCUGGAGGAGACCUGACUCAUUGCCUUCAGUGUCGAAAGCAUUUCCAUUCACACUGCCACUUCUCCAAAGGGAGAUCCGUCUGCUGGUCCUGUUCCAGACCGUGGGGCAGCUCUUCAGAGAAAGACACAGAGCCCAGAGGCAUGCAGCUUGCACCAACAGCCCAGACCUCAUUCAGUCAAGAACAGAACGCUUCGUUCACUGAACCGGUCAUCAAUAAGGAUGAACUAGACUCGAUCCUAGGAGAUCAGAGCUCCAUUGAUGGCCUGUUGCAGUGGGCCUUCCACAACAUGUCUAGACCGCUGUCAGACUCUCAGGGAUGCUACAAGUGAAACAUAACUGUCCACCCAGUGGUAGAGAAUUUAUCAACCUCUAAUGUUUAAUUGAGAUAAUUGAAAUUAGUUCACCCAAAGAUUUGUUCAAAGGUUGCAGCUUCUGUCUUCAUGCCACUCUACCAUUUUUAUUUAUGUGAAUAUUGAGUGUUAUUUGCUGAUUGUUUAUUUUGUUUUACAUGCUUUUAAAAUGAUUUUUUUUCUUUUACUACCCCUGUUUUAUGUAUUUUGUUGCAUUAAACUUCUAAUUCCUUUCAAAAGAUUUUAAAUUUUAACAUGGAUUUCCAUGUUACAAACACAAACCUUAAUGCAUUUAGAUAGGAUUUCAUGUGGUGCAAAUAAGUGAAGAUAAACAUUGCAAAAUUUUCCAAAUUCAGACAGUCCAAGUUUUCAAAGCUUGUCACAUCUAAAUCAUUUGAUUGUACUCCUGGCUUGAAGUUUUUUAGCUGUUGUCCAGGUGGAAGUCUUUUACAACCUGUUUCCUGUUUGAUUUCCCAUGGAUGGCCUGUUUGGCACUAUUUAUCCUCCUGACCAACCCUCACCAGCUUUUCCCAUCCCAGCUAAAGCAAAGCAUACUUCUGGUAUAGUGCUAUUAUUACCCUUUUUUCAUAUAAGGGAUGGUGUGUUUGAGAAAAUGUGCAUUCACAGAUUUAUGAUGCAACAUUUCAAGUUUGGUCUCAUCUACCCAUAGUUCCUAUUUACAUUUUAACAAGAUUGUUUCCUUAAUGGGUUGUGAAAAACUGCAAACAUGACUUUUCAUGGUUUUUGUUAAGCAGUGGUUUUAUUCUUACCACUCUUUUAUUAAAUCCAGCAGUUCCACCAGUUAAUGUAACCCUCUUGGCUGCUCCUCUGGUUUUCUAACCCAUUCAAACAGCCAAGAUAUUGGUCCUGUUUAGGUUUGCUAUUGUAAUACAUUCUAUUUAACUUUCAUUUGUUGAUUCAAAAGCUCUAUAAGAGAUUUUUUGUAUAUCUGUUAGUCUAUGUGAUUCUUUAACAAACUUCUGAUGUCCUCAUAGAACAGCUGUACUGGAUUUUGUUUAG